Messenger RNA from Sus scrofa (pig), 1404 nucleotides. It is a transcript of the gene SS18L2, whose product is annotated as SS18 like 2. Lineage: Eukaryota; Metazoa; Chordata; Mammalia; Artiodactyla; Suidae. The record is from RefSeq and is a predicted model, not a curated record.
AGCUUUCCGCGCCCCAGGGGCGGGGCCGGAGGAAGAGGACGCAGAGCUUCGCUUUUGAGCACCCAAUCACCAAUGACUUUCUGCCUGUUCCCCCCACCCCCGCCAGGUUGGGAGGACCCAAUCAACGUCGAGAGUGUAGGCCCAACUAUCUCGGGUAUUGCAACUUGAGCUGCUCGCUGGCUCUGGUCUAAAUGCGCCGGCGUCUUUAGGGCCUAAGGCUGGGUUCCAACCUGGCUUCCUGAGAUGUCGGUGGCCUUCGUACCCGACUCGUUGAGAGGCAAGGCGGAAGUCAAUCAGGAGACUAUCCAGCGGCUCUUAGAGGAGAAUGACCAGCUGAUCCGCUGUAUCGUGGAAUAUCAGAACAAAGGCCGGGCUAAUGAGUGCGUCCAGUACCAGCAUGUGUUACACAGAAAUCUCAUUUAUUUGGCUACCAUCGCAGAUGCCAACCCAACCAGUGUUUCAAAAGCAAUGGAAUAAUCUUCCAGUUGAUUGCUCUGAGGAGUAAUUGAAUGUAACCUAUUUCCUGUGACAUAGAAACAGGAUGUUUACCAACUCAACUGCUUAGAACAUGAAUGGAACUUCAGUGGCUCUUUUAAAAAUGUGAAAAUGUGAAGAAAGCUACUAAGUUAACCAUGUUCUCAAUGUAAAUAUUUAUUUUAAUAAUUGGAUUCCCUCAAUUAAGUUGACUCCAGGUGUCCUCCUUCCUGAAAUAGGCAUGUUUGGAUAACAAAGACAUUACAGGCAUCUUCAAGUCUGCCUUUUUAGUUUCAGCCUGAAGAGGAGACUGAACAGGUGUUGGGCAAUUAGCAGACUCCCCCAACUGAGACCCUGUCACAUGGCCAAGUAACUAUGUGCUCCCUCCUUCCAGUGUGUGGUUGUAGACCCCCUGGCUGCUCUUUACAGGUCGUUUUGAAAUAAAAACCCUUGGAGUUCCCAUCGUGGCUCAGUGGUUAACGAAUCCGACUAGGAACCAUGAGGUUGCGGGUUGGAUUCCUGGCCUUGCUCAAUGGGUUGAGGAUCCGGUGUUGCCAUGACCUGUGGUGUAGGUUGCAGACGCGGCUCGGAUCCCACGUUGCUGUUGCUCUGGCGUAGGCCAGCAGCUACAGCUCCGAUUCAACCCCUAGCCUGGGAACCUCCAUAUGCCGAGAAAUGGCAAAAAGACCAAAAAAAAAAAAAAAAAGAAAUAAAAAAUAAAAACCCUUGGAGAAGCUAGAUACAGAAAAACAAGCUAGCUGUUUAUGUUAGGUCCACUUUUAAAACAAAAAGCUCCCAAACUUUCCUAAGGUAUACUUUUCUAGCUACCCUUUGGCCUAUGUCUAGCCCCUGGAUCCUUGAUGAUUGUUCUUUUUGAUCCAUUCAGGAUUUUUAAAUGAAUAAAUAGGAAAAGAAAAAAGAAAAAAAAAA